AGUGUGAUUCUCCCCACUAUUUUCAUUCAAUAGAAGGCCACAGAAAUUAUUAUUUACAUCAGGUUUUCAAUAACAGAACAUAAUGGCUGCAAGAGAACCAGCAAAAAGAAUUAUCCAACAAGUACGUCCCAUACUCUCUGUUGAUAGGGAGGAAGCACGACAACGAGUGAUUAACUUGUAUAAAGCUUGGCAUCGAACAGCUCCUUUUAUUGUUGAGAAGUUCGAUAUUCCGAAAUCCGUGCCACAAGUUCGUCAAAAAUUAAAAGAAGAGUUUAUUAAGAAUAAAGAUGUGUCAGAUGUUAGAGUUAUUGACAUGUUGGUAAUAAAAGGACAAAUGGAACUCAAGGAGAUCACCAAGAUAUGGAAACAGAAAGGUCAUAUUAUGAGAUAUUGGCAGGAGUCUAUUGAAUAUAAACCUAAUGACUUUCUUUCAAAAUUCAUGUCUGGUCAUAAUUAAAUUGUAGAAUGAAACUGAAACUACUCAGAUACACAUUAAAAACUGUGCGCAUUAAAAGCGUUAUUGAGAAAUAAAAAAAUUAUUCAAAGAAAAUUUAAUUUAUUCAUCAAAACUAAGAGUAAAAACAUUUUUGUAGAAAACUGUGCGAUGAUUGCUUAAACCAACUAUGAACAACAUGAUAAAUAUAAAACCACUGAUA
Clunio marinus is the source of this 656-nucleotide messenger RNA. The record is from the annotation of a GenBank genome assembly. Lineage: Eukaryota; Metazoa; Arthropoda; Insecta; Diptera; Chironomidae.